UGCAGAGGGAGGCUUUUUUUAACAGGGAAGGACUUUCUCUCUCCUUCCCUCUCUCUCUCUCUCUCCCCCUCCCUCCAUUGUCGCUCUCGACAGCCAUCCAUUCAUUGGCAUCCCCUGUUUCUUUCCGCGAAUUUCCUUUAAUGCCCUUCACCGUCACCGCAAUUAGAAGCUUCCCUCUCAAUCUCCCCCUUUCUCACCCUUCUCUCUCUCGGACAAGGGACAUUUCUUUCUCUCUCUCUCUCUCUCUCUCUGUCUCUCUCUCGCCCAUGGGGAUGAACUUCGGUGAGUUUGGCGAUAUUCUUAGAGGAUUCUGCCCAUGACUUUUUACAUUCUAUCUGGAGGCUGGAAGCAGAAAAGUAGCAGAAAAUUUGCCACUUAUUAAAAAGUGGUCUUGCCUACAUGAGCCAUCUCAUACCAGGGAAGAAGCAGAGGAAAAGUAGCUUCAGCUUUCCUGUGUCUAGUUGUAUGGAUGAAUCGCCCUCCUUGCCAGUGGGCUCUGAUUCUUCAGUUGGGUCAAGUGAACCCUCUUUUGUUGCACCCCAGAAGACACCAAAUAUACGAGAGCCUGUUAUUCUGCCAAACAGUGACAUCGAUGGACUUCUGGAGUGUCCCGUUUGUAGUAACUCAAUGUACCCACCAAUACAACAGUGUCCAAGCGGUCACACGCUCUGUUUUGAUUGCAAAUCUAGGGUGAAUAACAGAUGCCCUAUUUGUAGAAAGGAAAUUGGUAACAUCAGAUGCCUAGCAUUGGAAAAACUGGCAGCUUCUCUUCUUCUACCUUGCGCAUAUCAUCAAUUGGGUUGUGAAGAGAUGUUCCCUUAUUACAGUAAGGUAAAGCAUGAGGCUCGAUGUGUUUUUCGACCCUAUAGCUGUCCCCAUCCGGGUUCAGAUUGUUCGUUCACUGGUGAUGUGCCUUCACUGGUGGAACAUCUAAGGUUAUCUCACAAGGUGGAUCUUCAGAAUGGUUGCACCUUCAAUCAUCGGUAUGUGAAACAGGACCCCUGUUCAGUGGACAACGUUUCUUGGACAUUAACUCUGUUCAACUGCUUUGGCCACUUCUUCUGUCUACACUUUGAAGCGUUCCGACUGGGUGCUGAACCUGUAUACAUGGCUUUCCUCCAAUUUUUGGGUGAGGACUCUGAUGCCAGAAAAUUUGGCUACUGCCUUGAGGUUGGUGGAAAUGGACGGAAACUGACAUGGCAUGGUGUGCCGAGGAGCAUCAGAGAUGAUCACCGGAAGGUUCGCGAUAGUCAUGAUGGGCUCAUAAUCCAGAGAAGCUUGGCUCUCUACUUCUCUGGCGGUGACAGAAAGGAGUUAAAACUCAGGGUCACUGGCAAGAUAUGGAAGGAGAUCUGAAGCGCUUUUAAAAUUGACAGAAAGCGGCAAAACUCCAAAAAGAUUGUUUAAUAUGUAAAUCUGUAAUUCUAUCUCCAUUCUUUAAAUGAAAGAAGAAUGGUCCUGUUUCCCCCUU
This is a messenger RNA of Nymphaea colorata (pocket water lily), 1471 nucleotides long. RefSeq names its product E3 ubiquitin-protein ligase DIS1-like. Gene Ontology annotation, biological process: ubiquitin-dependent protein catabolic process; multicellular organism development. The transcript is spliced from 4 exons. The record is from RefSeq and is a predicted model, not a curated record. NCBI's taxonomy places the organism in Eukaryota, Viridiplantae, Streptophyta, Magnoliopsida, Nymphaeales, Nymphaeaceae. Gene Ontology annotation, cellular component: cytoplasm. Gene Ontology annotation, molecular function: protein binding; ubiquitin protein ligase activity; zinc ion binding. Bases 400 to 1356 code for a protein of 318 amino acids.